GACGACAACGACAACAACAACAACAACAACGACGACGACGACGACGACGACAAAGACGAUGACGACGACGAUCUAAACAACAGGAACGACAAAAAUCAUGACGAUGACGAAGAUGACAAUGAUAACAAUGACGAUGAUAACAAUGAUGAGGACGCCAACAAUGACGACGGUGACGAUGAGGAUGACGACGACAAGGAUGACGACGACGAU
This is a messenger RNA of Hordeum vulgare subsp. vulgare (domesticated barley), 210 nucleotides long. RefSeq names its product prostatic spermine-binding protein-like. The annotation marks the transcript as partial. Lineage: Eukaryota; Viridiplantae; Streptophyta; Magnoliopsida; Poales; Poaceae. The transcript has 2 exons. The record is from RefSeq and is a predicted model, not a curated record.